Laccaria bicolor S238N-H82 is the source of this 465-nucleotide messenger RNA. RefSeq lists its product as uncharacterized. The record is from RefSeq and is a predicted model, not a curated record. The coding region runs from base 1 to 465 and encodes 154 amino acids. NCBI's taxonomy places the organism in Eukaryota, Fungi, Basidiomycota, Agaricomycetes, Agaricales, Hydnangiaceae. The transcript has a single exon.
AUGUCCCCGCCUCCCUCCCUCCCCUCUACUCCUGUCCGAAAACCUCCUUCCUCCCUCCCUCCUUUCUCCCCUCGCACUGCUCUCUUUUCCCCUCAUGCACUUGACACAAUCUCAGUUCGGGACAUCACCCUUGCCACUGGCUGCGAACUUAUCGUCCAAGGAAUUGGCGCAUCAGAAACUAAUUCCAAUGCGGUUGCUAUACUCGAAACUGCAAUCAAAGCCAUCAAAAACAUGGACCCUUCGCUUGCUGAAAUUCACAUUCUUGUGAAACCCUUCAACACUCGCAAUGAGUGGUCGACUACCUGCCAUGUUCACCUUGAUCCAUGCCUGAAUGUGUCAACCGUUCUAGACACUGACACUGAGCCUAGAUGUGAUCUCCUCUCUCUAUGGCUCACGGCACUCAGACUGGUGGCUACCACUUUUAUGAUAAAACUAAGGCAAUUGCCUGUAGAGCUGUGUGUAUAA